Molecule: messenger RNA, 1443 nt
Organism: Leishmania major strain Friedlin
Lineage: Eukaryota; Euglenozoa; Kinetoplastea; Trypanosomatida; Trypanosomatidae
Gene: AAT24
Product: putative amino acid transporter
Exons: 1
Coding region: 1-1443 (480 amino acids)
Biological process (GO): amino acid transmembrane transport
Molecular function (GO): amino acid transmembrane transporter activity
Source: RefSeq, a predicted model, not a curated record
AUGCAGAGCACCCACUCCCCGGACACACCGAUGGACCGCGUCAGCGAGGGCGGCGCGUCCUUCAGCGAUGACGCGGUGAUGGUGAACAAGGUGGGCGAGGCGCAGGUGAAAGACAUGGUGGACCGCCCGAUCACGCCGGGCACGGACAAGCUGGUGGACGCGACGCGGUGUCGGCCGUGCAACCGGCUCACUACUCUGCUGAACAAGGCUGUGCCGCACGGCGGGACGCUGUCGAACGCGUACAGCCUCGGCGCCGUGACGCUGGGCUCCGGUGUGAUUGCGCUGCCGUCCACGUUCCAGGCGACGGGCGUGGUCAUGUCGGUCAUCGUGUUGAUCGCGAUCACGAUGAGCACUGUGUACUCGGUGUACAUCAUGAUGCAGGCGGCGGACAAGACGGGUCGGCGGCUGUACUCGUACGAGGCGCUGGCGCGCGGGCUGCUUGGGCGCGGGUGGGACUACCUUGCUGCGUUCCACUUGUGGAUGUUCUGCUUUGGGUCGUGCGUGUCGUACGUGAUCUCGACAGGCGACCUGCUGUCGCGCGCGACGGACGACCCGUCUGUGAACAGCUUCGUGCGGUCGGCGUGGGGCAACCGCGUGCUUGUGUUCGUUAUCUGGUCGUGCGUGAUGCUGCCGCUGUCGAUCCCGAAGGAGAUCAACUCGCUGCGCUACUUCUCGGUCGUUGGCGUGUCGUGCAUGAUGAACUUUGUGGCUACCAUCGUGAUCCACUCUGCGAUGAACGGGUUCGAGAGCGGGCAGCCGAUCCACCAGCCGCGUAUGUUCAAGACGGGCAACAACGCGAUUGUGGGGCUCUCGAGCAUCCUGUUCGCGUUCCUCGCACAGACGAACGUGUUCGAGGUGGCGCGCGAGACGCCGAACCCGACGCCCGGGCGGAUCGCGAAGGACCUAGCGAUCAGCCAGGUGGUCUGUUGUGCGCUGUACGUGCUCGCGGGCAUGUUCGGGUACCUGGAGUUUGGCGAGCAGAUCACGGACUCGAUUCUGCUGCACUACAACGUGCGCAGCGACGUGCUUGUUGCGAUCGCGUACGUUGGGAUCGGCGUGAAGAUGUGCGUUGGGUUUGCGAUCUGCAUGCAGCCGUCGCGCGACGCGGUGUACUACUGCCUCAGCUGGCACUUCCCGAUGUUCAAGGACAUCCGGACGGUGCCGUUCUGGCUGAACGCUGUGAUCUGCACUGGGCUCUCCGUGUUUGCGCUUGUGCUGGGGCUGUUCAUCCCGAACGUGAACGUCGUGUUUGGGCUUGUGGGCAGCUUCUGCGGCGGGUUCCUGGGGUUCAUCUAUCCAGCUCUGUACAUCAUGUACGCCGGCAACUGGGGCCUGCAGCAGGUGGGCUGGCUUCACUACGUCUCGACGUACUUGCUGCUGAUCGCCGGCGUGGUUGCUGUUGUUUUCGGCACGGUUGCCUCUAUCUACGGCGAGAUCCACUGA